Marmota monax (woodchuck) is the source of this 3883-nucleotide messenger RNA. RefSeq names its product paraneoplastic antigen Ma6E-like. Bases 1 to 2754 code for a protein of 917 amino acids. Lineage: Eukaryota; Metazoa; Chordata; Mammalia; Rodentia; Sciuridae. The record is from RefSeq and is a predicted model, not a curated record. The transcript has 4 exons.
AUGGAUGAGACGUUCGCCAGCGCUGGCUGGACGAGCGGGCUGACUAGUGGCUGCGUCUGUGGAAGGAGGGCUGGAAGACGCUGCGUAGCACGUGGCGGGAACGAGGCAAUAGGCUGCGAUGGGGUCGUGGUGGGCGAGAACGCAGGGCUGGUGGUCUGGGGCUUGAGGGUCACGGAAUCGAGGGCACCCCUCGGCUUCCUGGGGAAUACUGCUAUGGCAAUGACAAUGCUGCAAGACUGGUGUAGGUGGAUGGGUGUCAAUGCCCAGCGCUCAUUGCUCAUCCUGGGCAUCCCUGAAGACUGCAAGGAAGAUGAAUUCCAGGAAGCAGUGCAGGCUGCCCUAUGGCCCCUGGGCAGGUACCAAGUGCUCUGUAAGACCUUUCGAAAGGAGCUCGGGGCCAGGGCUCCUGAUGCUGACUUCCAGGAUACUCCCAAUUUCCCUGCACAGCCUCAGGGGAGAGCAGUGGUAGGAGCUGCAUGUGAGGCAGAAGCUACAGGUGAGGGAGGACCUACAGGUGAGGCAGCAGUUGCAGAUGAGGAAGGAGCUGUAGGUGAGGGAGAAACUGCAGGUGAGGGAGGAACGGAUAGUGAGGCAGUGGCUGCAGAUGAGGGAGGAGCUUCAGGUGAGGAAAGAGCAUCAGGUGAAGUAGGAGCUGUGAAUGAGGGAGGAGCUGGAGGUGAGGCAAGAGAUGCAGGUGAGGGAGGAGCUGCAAAUGAAGGAGUUGAAGGUGACAGAGGAGCUGCAGAUGAGUCGGAAGAAGCAGGUGAAGUAGGAGUUGUGUAUGAAGCAAGUGUGUCAGAUGAGGAGGGAGUUGAAGGUAAUGUGGGAGUUGCAGGUAUUAUACGACCUAUGGACAUGGCAGCAGCUGCAGGUGAGGUAGGAGCUUCAGGUGACAGAGUUGCUGCAAGUGAGGGAGGAGCUGUAGUUGAGGCAGAAGUACGUGAAAUAGGAGCUGCAGAUGAGGCAAGAGCAUCAGGUGAGGAGGGAGCUGCUGGUGACAUGGGAGUUGCAGGUGUUCUAGGAGCUUUGGGUCUGGUAGGAGCUGCAGGUGAGGCAGGAGCUGCAGGUGACGGAGGAGUUGCAGGUGAGGCAGGAGAUGCAGAUGAGGCAGCGGCUGCACGUGAGGCAGCAGCUGAGGCAGAGGCAGCAGGUGAAGUAAGAGCUGUGCAUGAGGCAAGAGUGUCAGAUGAGGAGGGAGCUGCAGGGGACAUGGGAGUUGCAGGAAUUAUAGGAGCUGUGGGUAUGGCAGGAGCUGUAGGUGAGGGAGGAGCUGCAGGUGAUGGAGGAGCUGCAGGUGAGGCAGGAGCCGCAGGUGAGGGAGGAGCCGCAGGUGAGAGAAGAGCUGCAGGUGAAGCAAGAGAGUCAGAUGAGGAGGGAGCUGCAGGGGACAUGGGAGCUGCAGGUGUGAUAGGAGCUGUAGGUACAGCAGGAGCUGCAGGCGAGGCAGGAGCUGCAGGCGAGGCAGGAGCUGCAGGCGAGGAACGAGUCUCGGAUAUGGCAGGAGGGACAGAUGACGCGGGAGCCCAGACCCAGCAGUGGAGCCAGGCCCUGCAGCCUGUCCUGGAAAACAUGGCCUAUGAGGAGCUGAGAAGCUUUUCUGGGAUUGAAGAGCCAGCCUGUGGGGAAGACUCCUUCGACAGCUGGCUGGAUCAUGCCAACGACAUGCUGUACCUGUGGCGCCACAUAUCUGAGAGGGAGAGGAGGAGGAGGCUGGUGGAGAGCUUGGGUGGGCCUGCCCUGGAUCUCAUGUGUGGGCUCCUGGAAGAACACCCAGACACUCCUGCACAGGACUGCCUGGCCGCGCUGGUGCAGGUGUUUGGGAACAAGGACACCCGGAUGACUGCACGCCUGAAGUUCCUGACUUGCUCUCAGCGGCCUCAGGAGACUCUCUUUGCCUAUGUGAUACGCUUGGAAGGCCUGCUGCAGGUAGCCUUGGAGAAGGGGGCCAUCCAUCCGGUUAUUGCUGACCAGCUGCGAGCCCAGCAGAUGCUGAUGAGGGCCCGACCAAACCAGAUGCUCCAGAACAACCUGAGGAGGAUGCGUCUGGAGAGGAGGCCACCCGGCUUCCUGGGGCUUCUCCGGCUCAUUAGGGAGGCUGAGGCAUGGGAGGCUGCCCUAGCUAGGAAUGAGCAGGUGGAAGGUGAAGAGGGAGCUGAAGUUUACCAAGGAGAUCUGGCUGCUGCCCAGACUGCACCUGACAACGAAGAUAAUGCUGAGGCCACUCUAUCCAGUGAAAAUGCCAGUGAGGCCACCCUUCCCAAUGAGGUCACCAUGGAAUGUAUCUCCAUCAUUGUAGAGAAAACCAAGGCAGAACCAUCCAAUGAAGAUGCCAGCAAGGCUGCGCCUGCCAUUGGAAACACUGAUGAAGCCUACCCAGCCGACAAGGUUGCUCCUAGCCCUGAGCAUGCUGCUGAAGCUACUUCCAAUACAGAUGAUGUCAUGAAGGCAGCACCUGCCAUUAAAGAGGCCAAUACCUCCCCUGCCACUCAGGAAAAUGAAGAUGCUUUUUCCCCUGCAGGUCUAGGCCAGGCAAGAUCAGUGGAGGCCUUCAGUGGCCUCACCCCAGCCCAGAUGGGCAGUGCUUCUGAUGCUAGCCCAGGAGGGCCUGGUUUGGGGCCAGAGAGCCUCCUCCAGGGGGAAAAUCAGGAGGCUGAGGAGCCCCUGCUGGAGGGGCUUAAGGACAUCCUGGAAGAGCUGGGAAACAAGGAUAGGGCUGGGGAGACGAGCCACCCCAAGCCCUCCUUGGGCAAAUAGGCUCAGAAGUCCCAGGGGCCUUCUCUCCUCUCAGGCAACACAUCCCUGGAGGCAGGGGUAGGCCAGGCCAGGGCUGUCACCCUAUCCCAUAUUUGGAGCAGAGUUCAGGGAAGGGCUCAUUCCACCCCAAAUAGGCCUCUCAACUCUCCAAGGAGCUCUCAUCACCACCACCAGCUCUUCCAAAUGGCCCAGCUCUUCCAAAUGACCACAAUUUCAACCAGAUUUGGCAGGAGGAGUCACUCUUCCCCAUGGCAUCCCCAGCCUCAAACUCCACCAAUCUAGGGCAGUAGGCCUGGAAGCACCCCUGAGCUGCUAGCUCUGGCCUAGAUGAGGGUACCUGAAGAUAUCUGACUGAGAGACAUUGCCAGGGGUGUGGGGAGGAAGCCAUCUCAAGGGUGCCGGCUGCCUGGCUCUCCCAUCAGGGGGAUUCUAUCCUCCCCUCCCAGUUCACCAAUUCCAGAACAGGAUGCUACCUGUUCCUGGAAAUCCACCCUUAUUUGUAAGCUCCGUGGAGAUCCACCUCAAGCAAAUGCCCACCUCACACUAGCCAUAAUUCUUGUGCAAAGCCAUGAGGUGUGUGUCAUCUCUGUGUGGAGGUCCUUGCCCUCACAGCCAGCCACCCCUAGGUCUGGGCACAUGUUGUGAGCUUCCAUGUGAGCCAAGGCUCUGCCUGCUCCUGUCCAGUGUCCUGACUUAACCUCUGCUUUCUUGGUGUAGAUAUAGGCCAGCUUUCUGCCACUUGUUCUUGUGGAGUAUUGUAUGUUUUUAUCUGAGCAGCUUCUUCCAGGAGAUCCUGAGCCCACCAGUCCCAGGAGACAGCGGAAAGGAUGGAUGGUGAUGGCGUGAUUGAUGCUGUGCCCAUGACUGCAACUACAACUGUGACUACAUCUGGGACUGCAAUCUUACCUUUUGCAGAAAGAACUGGACUGGGGAUGGAUGUGGAGAGCUGGAGCCUGUGCUUUGAUGUUCCACCUCUGUUAUUUGUAACUCAGUUUCCUCAGCUUGGUGAGGCAUUUCCUGAUGUGCUUUUUAGUGUCUCUGUGCCAAUUAUAGGGCAAGGGCCACCCCACAGUGAGUCAGUCUCAGAGGGAAUUCCCUGAAAGUAAUGUGUAUUGCCAGAGGUCACCAU